This is a messenger RNA of Colossoma macropomum (tambaqui), 3284 nucleotides long. Its product is annotated as tandem C2 domains nuclear protein. The coding region runs from base 151 to 1557 and encodes 468 amino acids. The transcript has 11 exons. The record is from RefSeq and is a predicted model, not a curated record. Lineage: Eukaryota; Metazoa; Chordata; Actinopteri; Characiformes; Serrasalmidae. Gene Ontology annotation, cellular component: nucleus.
AUGGCGCUGUGAGUCUGAGCUCUGAGGAGAAGUUCCUCAGUAUGACCGUCAGCGCAGACGCGCGGGCUGGACCUUCGGCAGGGCUUCAGGCUUGACCUGAGAAACAAAAACUAGAGAAGAAAGAUCCACAGGGAUUAUUCUGAAGACAGCAUGGCGACGGAAUGUAUUAAAAACUGCUGCAGGUUUUUUGUGACCAAGGAGAAAGAGCCGGACCCUCAGAUCAUUAAAGCUCCGGUCCCUGGAAAGGCAGUGAGGGAGAGCGAAUGGAAGAAGAAUGUGGGUGUCUCGGAGGAUUAUCUCCUCUCCAAACUGCCUCCUGAUGGCAAAGAGGUCCCCUUCGUCCUCCCCUCCUUCAGACCGUCUUACAUACAGCCCCGAGGAGCUGCGUACCCCAACUACCAGAGUUCUGCAUGGGCCACGUACAUAGAGAGGAAGGCAGAGCUUGCUGCUGCUGGACAAAUCGUAUAUGACCCCAAUGUUCCUGUUCUCCCGGGUCAUGUGAUCAGUUUUGUGUCGCCGGGGUCCGUGAGACGGCCCAUUCUGAGAGGCACUCUCGGAGGCGGUGCGUCAGCCUGGGAUCAGAAUGGGAAACAGAGACUCAGUGCCUCUAUGUUAGACCUGUCCAGCCCUCACAGCCACAUUCAGCGCUUUGACUCAGUGUCCAGCAUCCAGAGCAGCACGUCCUCCGUACAGGAUUCCUUCGGGAGCAGCCGUAGUCUAGAGUCCAUAACGCUGUCCGGUGACGAGCGGGAGCUGGGGAAAGUGUGUGUGCUGUUGAGCUAUCAGGAGGCGGUGGAGCAGGUGUGGAUCACCGUGGUGCAGUGUAAGGACCUGUGUGUUUGUGCAGAGGGACCAGAGCAGCAGAGGGUCGGGAUUAAAGGGGUCAUCACCAUGGCGAGGCCUGUGCAGUUUAAAACUUCAGUAAAAGACGCAACACCAGACAUGGUGUUUAUGGAGACGUUUGUGUUCUCUCUAAGCCUGGAGCAGUUGCGCAGUUCUGCACUUCUGCUGCGACUGCAGACACACACGCCACGCAAGCGCACACUGGGAGAGUGUGUGUUGUCUCUCAGAGCGCUCAGACCGCAGGAGACCCAACACUGGCUGGACAUCAGACCGCCCUGCAAACCACGCGUUUGUCAUGCUGAGCUCCAGCUGGCUACGUGCUUCCAGCCGGUCAGCAGCCGGAUCCAGCUCCAGAUCCUCAGUGCUCAGAAUCUACCAUCAUCAUCCUCACUCCUCACACAGAGUUUCUUUGUGAAAGUGGAGAUGUUUAGCGAUGGACGCUUCAUACUGAAGAGGAAGACGAAAGUAGUGAGGUCAUCUGGAGGUCAGGUCCAGUGGGGGGAGUCGGUGCUCCUACCAAUCACCAACCAGGACCACAAUUUACAGCUGUCAGUCAAACUGUACAGCCGUGGAUCCAUACGCAGAAAACACCUGCUGGGACAGGUUCUCCUGGGUUUUGAAAGUCCAUCACCCGAGGCCAUGGAACAGUGGAAAGACUCUAUCUCACACCCUGAAAAAAUAGUGACGGCAUGGCACAGGGUCAGACAUUCCUGAGAGAGAAAGAGGAGACAAAGAGAGAGAGAAUGUAGAGAAAGAGAGGUAGAUCGACAGGCAGGUAUACUGUACACAGUGCAUAGGCGAUGAGCAGACUGUAUCCACAUGUGUAAACAUGAACACAGGUAUUGUGAAGUCCUGAAUUUGUAAAGUCCUGCAGCUCUUUCUGCAUUACUGCAUGACAAACCUCAAAACUGCUGCACGGCUGUCACCAAGAGUGCUUGACAAACAUGUUUUUUGUCUUGAUUUGUCUGUUUCGAGGCUUUUCUGGCUUUAUGUUGAAUAGACCACUGUGAAAAACACAAGACUGUGUUCAGAAGCCUCAUUCACUGGCUUUGGUAGGACUCUCAGAGCCUUCUAGGCAUCUAGAGAAGGCCUAAUGAUUUCUGGGAACUAAAAAAAUCUGCAAUUUUCAGUUCUUUUUUAUUCAAUAGAAUCAUCAAGCUUGUUGUAUUUAAACUCUGCAAGUAUUGUAGUUAUGCUCUCAUUUCAUUAAGUUCUAGUUGGAAACAAAAGGGUUCAGUUCUUGCAGCACCCAAGGAAAAACUGUCCAAUCAGGAUUGUUUUCUUUGUGGUGUCUAAGGAGAUCUCCUGUUGGCUAGGACUUCAGGACCUGGACUGACUACCAUCAUAAAUAGGAAGUGACAGAGAAAUCAACCAAUCACGUGUUGUUUUUCUGUGGGUGGGACCCCUUUCAUGAGAAAAAAACGUCCUAGAGCGUAGAACAGCCAAAGAUUUUAGUCUGUACCAGUGUUAGCUUAGUGCUAACAUACUAUUAGAACUCCCAUAGGAGUGCUAGAAAUUAGCAUUAUCAUAGUGGUGUUCUUCAUAGAGGUGUCAUUUUCUGUCAUUUGUGGGACUUUAACACUUUAAAAUCAUACAUAUCAUUUUUUAGUAUAAAAUGAGUGAAAAAAAGUGAACAGGAAUUAAACCUCAGCUGUAGAUUGUGUUUCUUUUAGCUGUAGUUUUUCUCAGAUGCAUUGAAUUUACUUGAAUCAAAUGUCUGCAUCAUUUCCAUUUGAAAAAAAUACAAUAUGUUAACACAAUUAUUGCCUUUAUUGCGUACUUACCUUUGGCAGUAGCUCUAGAAAGAGAGAUUGUGUCCUUAUAUUCCAUGGCCCUCUUGUGAGUCACGGAAAGCUGACACACUUUUAAAAAAGCUUUCAUUUUUAGAAGUUAAACGGAUUGAGUUACGCUCCCGUCUGAAGGAAAUUCAACCUUUCAAUCGGUCACUUUUUUCCACAAACAGCAAGAGAGGCAGGAAGAGCGAGAGAGGGCGAGCAGGACAAAGGAACGUUUGUGUUUGUAAGGUUUUCCAUUGCCGUUCAUUUCCUGUCUGCAUUGCUUUUUCAGUGUGGCUGAAAUGAACUUUAUAUUGAGUUGUGCAUGUUUAUACACUCAUGCAUAUAGAUGUAUAAAGCUGUUACUGUCUUAUUACAUAAGUGGUAUUUUGACAGGUGUUUGAGCUCCAUCUGUUUGGCAGUUGCUAUGACUCUGCGUACAUAAAGGGUGACUUAUCGAAAUCUGGCAACCUGACAUUAGUUAGUUAAGGCCUGGGCUGGAUCCCUAGAUAAGUUUCCAGUUGAGCAGUGCUGUGUGAAACUGAACUGGAGCUCGCUGUAGUUUUUAAGCAUUUGAAUAUGUAUUAUAUGUACUAAUAAUGUAUUAUUCGUUAUGGGAAAUACCCACAUGUAGUGUCUAAUCAAUUAAAGUAAACAUGUCUGUUA